Tremella mesenterica DSM 1558 is the source of this 967-nucleotide messenger RNA. RefSeq lists its product as uncharacterized. Lineage: Eukaryota; Fungi; Basidiomycota; Tremellomycetes; Tremellales; Tremellaceae. The coding region runs from base 223 to 873 and encodes 216 amino acids. The transcript is spliced from 7 exons. The record is from RefSeq and is a predicted model, not a curated record. Gene Ontology annotation, molecular function: GTP binding; GTPase activity.
UGUAUCUUCAAUAGAGUACUAUUACUCUUACUUGUAUCGUUGACUUGACUCUCUCUACGCUUGCUACCACUCUCUAAUUCCCUCUCACUCCCUCCCCUCCCCUCUCCUCUUUCUCUCAGCCCAGCUGCAUCGUCCAUCCACCCCUCAACCUCACAUUCAACCUCGAUCAACAACCCUCCCACCUUCAGUCGCCCCUUUUGUCUCGCCCCGCCCCGCCCCGUCAUGACCGACCAAGGCUACAUCUCAUCGGGUUCUGGCAGUGGAAGAGUUUCCGGAGGUGAAGGCGGUGAUCGCAACGCCAUCGUGCUCAAAGUAGGUAUGGUGGGCGACUCUCAGAUAGGCAAGACGUCCCUGAUGGUCAAAUACGUAGAGGGCAGCUUCGACGAGGACUACAUACAAACUCUUGGCGUCAACUUCAUGGAAAAGACGAUCAGUAUACGGAAUACAGAGAUAACAUUCUCCAUAUGGGAUCUUGGAGGUCAAAGAGAGUUUGUCUCAAUGCUGCCACUGGUCUGCAAUGAUGCCGUCGCCAUUCUUUUCAUGUUUGACCUCACACGUAAAGCUACACUGAACAGCGUGAAAGAGUGGUACAGACAGGCACGAGGCUUCAACAAGACGGCAAUACCGGUACUCAUCGGCACCAAGUACGACACUUUCGCCACAUUCUCCCGUGAUGAACAGGAAGAGAUCACUAAGCAGGCGAAGAGGUUCUCAAAAGCUAUGCACGCUCCUCUAAUUUUUUGCUCCACGUCACAUUCCAUCAAUGUACAAAAGAUAUUCAAGAUUGUUCUCGCCAAAGCUUUUGAUCUCAAGUGCGUGAUACCAGAGAUUGAUGAAGUUGGCGAACCUAUACUCCUAUACGUGGAUGUGUAAAGAAGCGAGACUCACGAAACCCGCCUCCCGACCGAUAUCCAGCAUUGCACUCAUUCUGUCUAUAAGUAGCAUCUUGCUUAUGAUUGUACGAACU